Messenger RNA from Cornus florida, 3148 nucleotides. Its product is annotated as crossover junction endonuclease MUS81. Lineage: Eukaryota; Viridiplantae; Streptophyta; Magnoliopsida; Cornales; Cornaceae. Gene Ontology annotation, cellular component: Holliday junction resolvase complex; nucleus. Gene Ontology annotation, biological process: resolution of meiotic recombination intermediates; double-strand break repair via break-induced replication; mitotic intra-S DNA damage checkpoint signaling. Bases 818 to 2905 code for a protein of 695 amino acids. The record is from RefSeq and is a predicted model, not a curated record. The transcript is spliced from 16 exons. Gene Ontology annotation, molecular function: DNA binding; 3'-flap endonuclease activity; crossover junction DNA endonuclease activity.
AUUAGUGAAGAGUACAAUUAUCUCUUAAAGAUGUGAAAAUACCCCUUACCUCUUAUUAAACUAAAAUAAAAUGGAUAUUUUGACAUCUUAAAUAAAACUAUAAGUUUUAGAAAUGAAAUUAAAAUAAAAAAAUUAUAAAAAUCCCUGCAUUGUGUUUGGAAUGGAGAGGGAAAAACUAAAUUAAGGCAAAUGAAGAGAAAGUAAAAUAUGAGACAUAAAGAGAGAGAAAAUAUUAUUGUUGCUAUUAUUAUUAUUGUUAUUAUAAUUGAUUUAUUUUUAGUGCAGAUGAUUAAAGUUUAGAAAGUAUGUUAAAAAAAAAAAAAAGCUUAGAGAAAGUGAAAAGGAGAAAAAAGAGGAAGUAAAAGGAGAAAAAUUGUCUGGUAAAUUCUGCUUACCUCGUUUUAUUGACAAAAUCAUGAAUUUGGUCAGUGAUAAGGGAUGUGAGUGAAAUUAUAAGAGAUAAAAUGAACUUAUGAAAUAUGAAAAGAAUUUAUGUGUGAUAUUAAUCUAAUUUUAUCUUUUACCAAACACACACGCCAUCCGGUUAGAAUUUCAAAACUACUCAAAAGAACCUGGCGCGAUUUUUCUCAAUGUCCGCUUCUAUAACCUAACCUCCCUCACUUCAAAAACUCGAUCGAUACCACCAAAACAAGAACUUCGAUGUCGCUAUUAAUGCAGAGGCAUCUCCAGCUAAUCGUCUUUCGAAAUCAAUCGAAACCCUAACUUGUUGACAUUUUCAAAGGAGCUCUCAGUAUUUUUCUUCUAUUCGCUUUUUUGAAGUCUAUCUGAUCUAAAAAACCUCUAGGUUUCAUCCAAAAUGGAGAAACAGAUACCAGUUGUAUGUCCCGAGAACGAAGAGUUGGCGGACUUCAUGUGGAAGAAGAGACAAGAAAUGGCGGAGAGACCGAAAGGAGGAUCGGAGAACAUCAACAUGACGCUUUACCGGGCUUACUUUAAUGUCUGCAACUCCAAAACGCCCGUUAAAACCCUCAAGGAUUUAUCCCAAAUCAAGGGUGUGGGAAAAUGGAUUUUGAGGCUCAUGAAAGGAUUUUUUGGGACUGAUUCCGGUGCUUCUGAAUAUGAAGAUUUGACGCAAAUGGGGCAAAAAACUAAGAAACCUAGAAACGAUUCUGGUGCUUCUGAACGUGAAGAUUUGACACAAAUGGAGAGAAAAACAAAGAGACCUAGACGCUAUGUACCACAAAAGAAUUCAGUGGCCUAUGCGUUAUUGAUUACUCUGCACAGGGGGACCACAAAUGGUAUUGAAUUUAUGCGAAAACAGGAGCUAAUUGAUGCUGCUGAAGCGAGUGGGCUUUCUCGAGUGCCAAUUGCGCCAGAAAAGGGCGAAGGAAAACCGGGACAUUUUGGAAGCUCGCCAAGAGAUUGGUAUAGUGGGUGGAGCUGCAUGAACACAUUGAUUACUAAAGGAUUGGUUGUUAAGUCGAGUUGUCCGGCAAAGUACAUGCUGACUCAAGAAGGACGGGAAGCAGCACAUGAAUGUCUCUUAAGAUCUGGUCUGGUUGAUUUGACCGAGAAUAUGGCAACCAGAGAUGGUUUUUCAAAUAUUGAUGUAAGCAAGACAUCGGAUUUGGAGUUUGCUUGUGCUGAUUCGGCAAAAAAAAUGACCUUGCCAUCUGGUGGUUUGAUUGGGCAGAAAAAAUCAAUUGACGUGCUGCCUGAAUCUUUUGAUAGGUUUGUACGUAUGGGGUACUCCAAGGAACAAAUUCUUCAUGCUGUUUCUGAAGUUUCAGAAACAUCCCAGAGCAAGGAUGUAUCUUCACUUUGGCCAGCAAUUCUAUGUCGCCUUCGAGAAGAUGAAGUUUAUGGCUCAACUUUUUUGGAGUCUCAGAAGACGCUAAGAGAGGGCUGUCUUUCAACAUCAACCAUCUGCAGAUCUGCAGUUGGUCAAACUGAUUCUGUUGUACGUGGGAAUGCUCAGAUGGAAUCUGCUCAUUGUGGUGCAUCUAGGUCUUCAUUUUUAGGGGAUUCUGCACAGAGCUCUUUCACCUUGAGGGCUUGCUCAUCAUCUGAUUAUCCGCUGCAUAAGCGAGGUUCAGAUGGUUUGGAAGCCUACAUAAAUAUUUUAGCUAUGCCACCUCUGGGAUUUGGGGAGAUUUUUGAGGAUGCAUAUGAAGUUAUUUUGGUAUUGGAUGAUCGGGAACAAUUUGCUCGUCAGGGGUCAAGGUCUAGGAAAAUUAUCGAGAACAUUUGCGCUCAAUUCAAAAUUCAAUUAGAGGUUAGACGGUUGCCUAUUGGGGAUGGAAUCUGGUUAGCUCGCCAUAAAUACCUUGGCAGUGAAUAUGUUCUUGAUUUUAUCGUUGAGAGGAAGAACGUAGACGAUUUGCGCUGCUCAAUCAGGGAUAAACGUUACAGGGAUCAGAAAUUGCGUCUUUUGAGAUGUGGACUCAAGAAGCUCAUAUAUUUGGUGGAAGGAGAUCCAAAUUCUUCUGAAGCAGCUGAAAGCAUCAAAACAGCUUGUUUCACAACAGAGAUCCUGGAGGGAUUCGAUGUGCAGAGAACAAGUGGCUUGGCUGAUACACUAAGGAAGUAUGGUUACCUUACUCAAUCAAUAACUCGGUUCUACAGAUCCCGGUUACCUGUGGAAAAACAUAAGAGCUCUGGAGUAUGUCCUCCUUUUGAUGAAUUUAUGAAAAGGUGCCAAGAUUUGGAUAAAAUGACAGUCAGUGAUGUAUUUGCCGUCCAACUCAUGCAGGUUCCCCAGGUAACAGAGGAGGUUGCGCUUGCUGUUCUGGAUUUGUACCCAACACUUGUAUCUCUUGCUCGUUCAUACUCUGUUCUUGAGGGCGACACUUCUGCACAAGAGGAAAUGCUUAACAAGCAGAGUAACAAUGUGAUCAGUAGAGGUGCCAGUAGAAAUAUCUACCAACUAAUUUGGGGCAGUUGAGUAUGUAUAUGUGCUAUAUUCUAAGAUCAAAACAUGGCCUUGCUGGUUGUGAACGUUUUUGUGGAGCAAGCAAACAGCCCUCUGCUUCAUUUACUAAUAUUGUAUGCAUGUAGAGAGUUUGUAUAUAAAGAAUGGUGAUAAAGCAUCCAAUGACAAUCUUUUUCGUGAAUGGUUUACGAAAUCUUUUCAUUUUGAUGUAGGGAUGUUCAAUCCAGUUUCUUCACAUUAAUUUACGUGUUAUUU